Molecule: messenger RNA, 2238 nt
Organism: Trichechus manatus latirostris (Florida manatee)
Lineage: Eukaryota; Metazoa; Chordata; Mammalia; Sirenia; Trichechidae
Gene: SLC15A1
Product: solute carrier family 15 member 1
Exons: 22
Coding region: 1-2238 (745 amino acids)
Biological process (GO): dipeptide import across plasma membrane
Cellular component (GO): plasma membrane
Molecular function (GO): dipeptide transmembrane transporter activity
Source: RefSeq, a predicted model, not a curated record
AUGGGUACCCAGAGGCUCGUGAAAAGGGACCGGGGCGUCUCUGACAAAGGAGGGGCCAUCUUGUGUGUUAAGGAGUUUGGGUUUGUGAACGGGAACGGUGAGGGACCUAUCUCAAUCUCCUUCUAUUUUUGUCAGAGUUGCCUUGGUUACCCCUUAAGCAUCUUCUUCAUCGUGGUCAACGAGUUCUGCGAGAGAUUUUCCUACUAUGGAAUGAGAGCCAUCCUGGUUCUGUAUUUCACACGCUUCCUCGGGUGGGAUGAUGAUCUGUCCACUGCCAUCUACCACACCUUUGUUGCUCUCUGCUACCUGAUGCCAAUUCUUGGAGCUCUGAUGGCCGACUCCUGGCUGGGAAAGUUCAAGACAAUUAUGUCGCUAUCCAUUGUGUACACGAUCGGUCAAGCCGUCAUCUCAGUGAGCUCAAUCAAUGACCUCACAGACCAUGACCACGAUGGGACCCCAAAUAGCAUCUCUGUGCAUGUGGCGUUGUCCAUGAUUGGUCUGGUCCUGAUAGCCCUUGGUACGGGAGGAAUAAAGCCGUGUGUGUCUGCAUUUGGUGGAGAUCAGUUUGAAAAGGGGCAGGAAAAACAAAGAAACAGAUUUUUUUCCAUCUUUUACUUGUCCAUCAAUGCUGGCAGUUUGCUUUCUACGAUCAUUACUCCCAUGCUCAGAGUUCAAGAGUGUGGAAUUCACAGUAAACAAGCUUGCUACCCGCUGGCGUUUGGGGUUCCUGCUGCUCUCAUGGCUGUGUCUCUGAUUGUGUUUGUCCUUGGCAGUGGAAUGUACAAGAAGUUCAAGCCGCAGGGCAACAUCAUGGCCAAGGUGGCCAAGUGCAUUGGUUUUGCCAUCAAAAACAGGUUUAGGCAUCGGAGUAAGGAAUUUCCAAAGAGGGAACACUGGCUGGACUGGGCUAAAGAGAAAUAUAAUGACCGGCUUAUCUCUCAAAUUAAGAUGGUUACCAGGGUGCUGUUCCUGUAUAUUCCACUCCCAAUGUUCUGGGCACUGUUCGAUCAGCAGGGCUCAAGGUGGACACUGCAGGCAACAACUAUGAAUGGAAAAAUCGGAGUUAUCGAAAUUCAACCAGAUCAGAUGCAGACUGUGAACGCCAUUUUGAUCGUUAUCAUGGUCCCCAUUGUGGAUGCUGUGGUGUAUCCUCUGAUUGCAAAAGCCGGUUUCAAUUUCACCCCGCUGAAGAAGAUGACAGUCGGAAUGUUCCUGGCUUCCACGGCCUUCAUAGCAGCUGCCAUUGUACAAGUGGAAAUUGAUAAAACUCUUCCAGUCUUCCCCAAAGGAAAUGAAAUCCAACUUAAGGUAAUGAAUAUAGGAAGUGAUGGCGUGAAUAUAUCAUUUUCUGGAGUGAUGGAGCCACUUGGCCCAGGGUCUCAAACAGAUGGAUUUAUGACUUUUGAUGUAGACAAACUGCCAAAUAUAAGCAUUUCUUCUAAUGGGCUACAAGACACUCCAGUAACUAAUACCUUUGAGCCGGGCCAGCGCCACACCCUUCUCAUCUGGGCCGCCAACCAGUACCGAGUGGUAAAGGAUGGCCUUAACCAGAAGCCAGCAAAAGGAGAAAAUGGAAUCAGAUUUGUCAAUACCUUUGCCGGGAACAUCACCAUCACGAUGGGUGAGAAAGUUUAUGAGAACAUCACCAGUCACAAUGCCAGCGAGUAUCAGUUUUUCACUUCUGGCAGACAAAGCUUCAAAAUAAACUCAACAGAGAUUUCACCAAGCUGUAAAAGUGAUUUUGAAUCUUCCAGCCUUGGAUUUGGCAGUGCGUACACAUACGUUAUAACAAGGCAGAGUGAUGGUUGCCCUGGAAAGGAGGAGUUUUUAGACAUCCCGGCCAACACACUCAGCAUGGCCCUGCAGAUCCCACAGUACUUCCUCAUCACCUGUGGGGAGGUGGUUUUCUCCAUCACCGGGCUGGAAUUCUCAUAUUCUCAGGCUCCUUCCAACAUGAAGUCGGUGCUUCAAGCGGGAUGGCUGUUGACAGUGGCGUUUGGCAACAUCAUUGUGCUAAUUGUGGCAGGGGCAGGCCACUUCAGUAAGCAGUGGGCUGAGUACAUUUUAUUUGCCGCAUUGCUUCUGGUUGUCUGCGUAAUAUUUGCCAUCAUGGCUCAAUUCUAUACAUACAUCAAUCCAGCCGAGAUUGAAGCCCAGUUUGAUGAGGAGGAAAAGAAGAACUUUGACAACAAUAACCUGCAUGACACGCUGGACUCCGUCUCACAGUCCAAGAUGUGA